This is a messenger RNA of Malaya genurostris, 2083 nucleotides long. Its product is annotated as zinc finger protein 675-like. Gene Ontology annotation, molecular function: DNA-binding transcription factor activity, RNA polymerase II-specific; RNA polymerase II transcription regulatory region sequence-specific DNA binding. Gene Ontology annotation, cellular component: nucleus. Bases 84 to 1889 code for a protein of 601 amino acids. Gene Ontology annotation, biological process: regulation of transcription by RNA polymerase II. Lineage: Eukaryota; Metazoa; Arthropoda; Insecta; Diptera; Culicidae. The transcript has 4 exons. The record is from RefSeq and is a predicted model, not a curated record.
UUUUCUGCCGAAUUCACACUUCUUAUACAUUUAAUAGCGGAUUAGAAUCGGUUUUGCUGCUAAUAGGCCGAAGCAAUAGUACCAUGCGGGAGAAGCAGUGUAAGACGUGCUUCGAACCUGCGGGAGACAAUUGUCGAAGCGCGGACAGUUCCGAUGUGAAAGGGAUUCUGAAAAAGCAUCUCUGGUUUACGGAUGCUGAUCUUGUUGGAGAAAUUGUCUGUUCAGUUUGCUGGGCAAGUAUCGACUCAUUUCAUAAAUUUUAUGUCUCGGUUGAAAAAUUGUACGGGACAAGUUCAAGUAAUGAUAAUCCUGAUAUAUUGCUUGUACAUGUGGCUUCCACAUCCGAUGAAAUUGAAAUCAAAGAUGAAUUGGAAAGUAGGUCUUCCAAUGAAUGCGAUAUUUUUCUACCGGAAAAUGAAAAUGCUAUUUUUGAGGAAGAUGACGAAACUUUGAACGAAGAUCUAAAGAAUGAAGAUUCAUUGGAACUAACCGAUGAGGAACCAAACUUUUCUCAAGAGAAUCCUGAUGAGGUAAUAAAAAGGCAUGUCAGUCUUGACUGCGAACAAUGCUCAGCAUCCGACCUGACAUUCAAAGAAUUAUUUGCUCACACGGAAAAAGUACAUGCCAAGAAACUGACUUCAAUAACCUGCUGUGGUACCAAGUAUCACACUCGAAUCAGGCUUUACGAGCACGUGAAAUUCGUGUUCAACCCUCAGAUGUAUAAAUGCAAGCAAUGUGAUCAGGUUUGUAGUAACGGAAUAAAUUUGAAGCGACAUCUUCGAGUACAGCACGGUGAAGACAUUCCUGUUCGACCGUACAACAAUUCGAAUCGACUGUUAAAAUGGAAGCUCGGGGUCAACAAGACCGGAGAACAAAUCAAGAAAGAACAAGAGGCAGAACAACGCCGCCAGAAACGGCAACAGGAGGAUGAACUUAUUUUGGAGCACGUGAAAUUUGAGUGUGUUCCGUGCGGAUUGAGUUUGAGUACGUUCGGUGAACUUUUCAGUCACAGCCGUAGCACACACAAAAACAAACCCGUCAUUACUUGCUGUGGCAAUCGGUAUAACUCGAGGCAACGACUGCUGCAGCACGUUCAGUCGUUGAAAAACCCGGUCGCGUUUCGAUGCGAUUUAUGCUUUCGCUGUUUCCGAAACGAGUACGCAAAAAACAAACACAUGUUUGAGAUGCAUCCCACCGAGGAGGAUCUGAAGUACAAGUGUAAUCGCUGUCCGAAGGUGUUCGUGCGGGAGUUGAAGUUCCGGCAGCAUAUGAAGGACCACGAGGACUGUGACAACGAGAAAAUCAAGUGUGAGGACUGUGGAAAGAUGUUCAAAAGUCAUCACAUCCUGUACAUGCACGUCCGCAAGAAGCACCGGGAGCCCCAGUUCGUGUGCGAUAUUUGCGCCAAAGCAUUCCAUCUGCAGUCGGAGUUUAAACGACACAAAAUUCAACACGAAGAUCCAGACCAGCUAAAAAUGCAGUGUCAACAUUGUUUGCGGUGGUUCAAAAAUCGAGAAUACUGGCGUGCACACGUUCGGUUGCACGUGGUCGGCGAAGUUGAAUGUGAACUCUGUGGUCGAAUAUCUCCGAAUAGACGGGCUCAUCGGGCACACGUCAAAAAUGCUCACGGAGCCCGGAACAAAAAGUGCACUUGGUGUGGGAAAUGUUUCAACAAGGAUAUCAACCUGCGGGAACACAUUGCGUCCAGACAUACGGGCGAUAUGCUGUAUACGUGUAGCUUCUGUCCGAAGACCUUUAACUCCAACGCCAAUAUGCAUUCUCAUCGGAAAAAAAUGCACCCGGUUGAAUGGUUGGCAAUGCGGGAAAGCGCGGCCGAAGCCCAAAUGCCGGCCGGGGUGUCCGGAUCUGCCGAUCGAGUUCAAGGAUGAUUAGAUUCAAUACGAAUAAAUUACUAGAAAUAAGCAUUUUUUUCUACAAUUAAACGGUUUCAAGAAAUAUCACAUUCCACAGCUGCCCAACCAACAAAGAAAAUAAACCUGUUAAGUGAACGGACGAACGGCCAACUAGUAGUUUCGUUCAGCGUUGCGGUACGGAUGAAGAUGAGACAUUUGCGAGAAAUGUC